UUCCCUGAGCACGGCUCUGAUUUUCUGAAGUUGCCUCAUUUCCCGGUAGGGGACCGGGCACGGUGAGCCGGGGCUGUUCUUCCCGCUCCAACCGACAACUGCCCAUUAUGGCGGAGAUGCUGAGCCUGCAGCUGCUGACUCUCUGGCUGGUGUGUCACGCAGACAGCACUCCAGCUGCUGCCCGCUCAUCUCCUUGGGCUCCCAAGAAGUCCGAGGACCCAGGCAGCCACGCUUACUCAGUCUCCCCAGCCUCCAACCCCAGGCCGUGGCUGGGUGCUCAGCCCGCUGCAGUUGUGACUCCCGGGGUCAAUGUCACCUUGAGGUGCCAGGCACCCCAGCCCGCCUGGAGGUUUGCACUCUUCAGGUCUGCAGAGCUCACUGAUGUGAUUUACCGGGAUGCAUCUGCGGAACUGGAGGAGUUCUUCCUGGAGGAGGUGACCCCAGCCCAGGGGGGCAGUUACCACUGCUGCUACUGGAGGCGAGGCUGGGAGCCAAAUGCCUGGUCCCACCCCAGUGAUGCCCUGGAACUGCUGGUGACAGACGAGCUGCCGCGCCCGUCGCUGGUGGCGCUGCCCGCGCCGGUGGUGGCACCCGGGGCCAACGUGAGCCUGCGCUGCGCCGGCCGCCUGCGGGGCAUGAGCUUCGCGCUGUACCGCGAGGGCGAGGCGGCCCCGCUGCAGUACCGGGACUCGGAGCAGCCCUGGGCGGACUUCCCGCUGCUCGGCGCCCGCGCGCCGGGCACCUACACCUGCUACUACCACACGCCCUCCGCCCCCUACGUGCUGUCGGCGCGCAGCGAGCCGCUGGUGGUCCGCGCGGACGGCUCGGGCGCCUCGGACUACACCCAGGGCAACGUCCUCCGCCUGGGGCUGGCGGGCCUGGUUCUCAUCUCGCUGGGCGCGCUGGUCGUUUUCGACCGGCACAGCCAGAAUCGCGCCUCCGGCCACGUCUGGGCCUGAGCCCGGGAGGGCAGAGAAGACUUCCCAGAGGGGAAGGAGGAGCCGCGGGGGUCCCGUGGUUGGACCGGCCCUGCCGGCAGCCCCACAGCCCAGCUUCCCGAGUAAUGACGUCCUUGCACCGCGCCCGGAUCUUCCUCCUGCGCCAUCUCUCCAGGACCCCCCAGAUCAGUAGAAGGCGCUAUCGGUGGUUAAGCCUUCCUAACCAGUAAGACCUGACGCCGAACUCCAGUGCCGCUCCUCUCUCCUUGUGGGGUAUUAGGAAAGCGACACUUCCCAGCCUCCGCUGCCCUGGCGGUGAAACGGAAGCCUUGGAAAUACUUCAUUAGGGUUACCUUGGACAAUGCUCAAUAAAUGUCAGCUCCUGUAUAAGAGCUGCUUCUCUCAGA
Capra hircus (goat) is the source of this 1345-nucleotide messenger RNA. It is a transcript of the gene OSCAR, whose product is annotated as osteoclast associated, immunoglobulin-like receptor. Gene Ontology annotation, molecular function: collagen receptor activity. The coding region runs from base 108 to 959 and encodes 283 amino acids. Gene Ontology annotation, cellular component: plasma membrane. The record is from RefSeq and is a predicted model, not a curated record. The transcript has 5 exons. NCBI's taxonomy places the organism in Eukaryota, Metazoa, Chordata, Mammalia, Artiodactyla, Bovidae.